This is a messenger RNA of Nerophis lumbriciformis (worm pipefish), 1539 nucleotides long. Lineage: Eukaryota; Metazoa; Chordata; Actinopteri; Syngnathiformes; Syngnathidae. The record is from RefSeq and is a predicted model, not a curated record.
AUGGAGUCCUUGAUGAGUGCUGUGUCACCUCGCUCGUCGGCGCCUGGCAAGAAAACUCCUGAGGUGGAUUUUCGGUCAGGCGCCACCCUGGAGCAGCUGUCCAGCCAAGUGUCGGAGUUGGUCCUACUGGAGCAAAGCGGCUUCGGGGACCAGACCGCCUUGGAGGUCCACACGGCAAAGGAUUUAAUUUUUAAUAUGUUAGGUUUAGUCCAGAAAGUGGAUCAGCGCCUCCCAGUGGCCAACGAGUACUUGCUACUGUCCGGAGGGGCCCGAGAAGGCGUCUUGGACCUGAACCCGGAGGACUUGGGUAAUUACGCCAAAGGUGCCGACUUUGACCUGGACUUCACCCUGCUGGUGCCGGCCCUCAAGCUCCAUGACCGCAACCAGCCAGUCACCCUGGAUAUGAGGCACUCGCCCCCGUGCCACUCGUGGCUCAGCCUGCGCCUGUGCGACUCCAACAUCCUUUCCCGAUGGAGCAUCUGUUGCCAGGAGGAGAGCGGAGUUCCUGCUGAGGAGGAGGAGGACGAGGACGACGAAGGAAAAGGCUCCAUACCGUCGCUGGACUCCCCUCAGUCUCUCGAUGGGUGCUACUUCUCCCCUGCUUUGGUGACCGACUGGUUCUGGGGGGUAGUGAGCGAGGCAGUGGAGGAGUUGCGCAGAAGCCCCCAGAGAGGCAUUCCCACCCCCGAGCGACUGGAGAGGAACGGGCCACUCGCGACUGUCAUCCUCCAGGCGGGUUCCAGCAGGGUUCUGUACGACCUUCUGCCCGUAGUGUCGUUCCGGGGCUGGCCGGCCGUGGCUCAAGGCUGGCUGACGGCUAACCACUUCUGGGAUGGGAAAAUCACAGAGGAGGAGGCCAUAUCAGGUUUCUACCUGUUGCCGUGUUGCUCGCCUCUGGCGGGGCGGCCCGACAGGGAAUGGAGACUCGCCUUCUCCCGCAGCGAGGUACAGUUGAAGAAGUGCAUCCCGUUCCCUAUGGCGCAGGCUUUCCAAGCGGCUAAAGCGGUGCUGACUCGCAUCCUGGCGCGCCCUCGCGUGGGCCUAAGCCUCUACCACCUACGCACUCUCCUCUUCUGGGCGUGCGAUCGGCUUCCCUCCGCCUUCCUGUCAUGCCCCGACUCGGAGACCCCCGGCCGGCUCCUCCUGGGUCUCCUGGACGACCUGGCGCAUUGCAUCCUGAGCAAAAACUGCCCAAACUACUUCUUGCCGCAGUGCAACAUGCUGGAGCACUUGACGGACAGCCAGGCUCUCCUGCUGGCCCGUAAACUGGCCCACGUGCGUUCCGAUCCCAGCGAGCACCUGCGGGCCGCUCUGGACCAAGCCCGACAGGCGGGUCAGCUCAAGAAGGAGCUGUCGAGCGGCGCCAACGGCUCUCCGGGACAUCACCACGUCAACGGGGUCCUCUCGCCUUCCGAUGAUAAACUCGCCCAGCGUCUGCAGCAGCUGGUCACCGAAAACCCGGGGAAAUCCAUCUCGGUCUUUCUCAACCCGGACGACGUCACGCGUCCGCACUUCCGCAUCGACGACAAGUUCUACUGA